This is a messenger RNA of Lactuca sativa (garden lettuce), 1658 nucleotides long. Its product is annotated as C2H2-like zinc finger protein. The record is from RefSeq and is a predicted model, not a curated record. NCBI's taxonomy places the organism in Eukaryota, Viridiplantae, Streptophyta, Magnoliopsida, Asterales, Asteraceae.
ACUCUUACCCUUUUGAAUUAACGGGCGGAAUGAUACCCGAAAUAUUCCGUCCAUGAAAUUGUUCCAUCGUGUUCAUCUCAAAAUUCCCAAUUACCUUAUCCUUUCCAACUGAUCAAAUGAAUUUACUCUGCAAAUCCAUCGAAACCCUCACUCUCAGUCUCAAUUCCCCACCCCCUCCUCUUUCCCCUCGUUCUCACCAGCUCCCUUUAUACUCCUUCAAAUUCACCACCACCACCACUUUCCGCCAAUGUCGCCGCUCAAUUACACCUUCUUCCGCCUCCGACCACCCAGCUUCCCCCGCUUCCAUGUCCGAAAUCGACAUGGUCCAGACAAAGGAAGGAGUCUUCGCCGCCAAACCUAAAAAAGUCGUAAUCUUGUGGGACCUCGACAACAAGCCCCCGCGAGGCCCUCCUUACGAUGCCGCCAUGGCUCUCAAAAACAUUGCCAAUCAUUUCGGUGAACUCGUUGACGUCUCCGCCUACGCUAACCGCCACGCCUUCAUCCACCUCCCACACUGGGUCGUCGAGCAACGCCGUGAUCAACGCCGUCUCGACAUCCUUGAGCGUAAGGGCGUCGCUACCCCAUCCGAACCCUAUCUCUGCGGUGUCUGCGGCCGCAAAUGUAAAACAAAUCUAGACCUAAAGAAACACUUCAAACAAUUACACAUGCGAGAAAGAGAAAAGAAGAUGAACAGAAUGAAAUCCUUGAAGGGGAAGAAACGACAGCGGUUCAAGGAGAGGUUUAUCACCGGAAAUCACAAGUACACGGAGGCUGCUAGAACCCUAGUUACGCCCAAAACUGGGUACGGAUUGGCAGCGGAGCUUAGAAGGGCGGGGGUUUUCGUGAAGACGGUGGAGGAUAAGCCUCAGGCGGCGGAUUGGGCAUUGAAGAGACAAAUGCAACAUUCCAUGAGUCGAGGAAUUGACUGGUUAGUGUUGGUUUCCGAUGAUUCUGAUUUCUCUGAGAUGUUAAGAAGAGCUAAAGCUUCAAAUUUGGGGACGGUGGUUGUUGGUGAUUGGGACAGAGCAUUGGGGAGACAAGCGGAUUUGUGGGUUCCAUGGAAUAGGGUCGAGAAUGGGGAGAUUACAGAAGAGGAUUUGGUUCUAAGAACCAGAAGCGAUGAAUUUUUGGAUGAUGUCGACAAUGGUGUGUUUGUUUCCAGUUUUGAUGGGGAUAUGGAUGAAAAUAUCGGACCUUUAGAUGGUAUUUUAGAUGAAUUAGUAGCAAAAAGGAGUGGAUUCAAUCAGUCAAAGAUUUCAGCUUUUUCUGAAGGAGAAGAUGAAGAUGAAGAUGAAGAAGAUGAUUACUUAUCAGAUAGUGAUGAUGAAGCUGAAGAUUGGUACACCUGAAUAUGAAAUUACUUAAUAACAUCUCACAGAUUUAUGGUUAUUGAGAGCUAUGGAUCAUGGUGUCGUAUUUUUUGUGAAGAAAGGAAGUUAAUGAUGUUGAUAGAAUGCAAGGAUUUGUUCACAUUGAACAUAAAGAGAGCUGCUUUUCAUACCAGUAUGAAUCUCUUAAAAACUCCAUAUCCCCCCCUGUAAUUUAUGAUAGCAUCUAGAUUUAUUAUGCCCAUUACAUUUUCCUGAAUAUACAUGCUGUUUUUAUUUAAACAUUUCGACUUAAAUGGAUUAAUGGAGAUAUGGUUGAAGAUUGUGUAA